AUGAGUCUCAACUUCACCCACCAAAACUCUUACCAAGAAUAUAUUAACAAUAUGUCUAACGAGGUCAUGAUUAGAUAAAAGUAUGAAUCUAUAUCUUAAAGUGAAUACUCAAACCCCUUAGGCUCUCAUCCCCAACACAAUGAUAAUGUCGAAGACUACCUCAAUUUCGGUGACAAUAUUAUGGAAAAUUACGAAAAUAUACAUGGCGUUAAGUAGGAAGAUCUAGAAUGUGACUUCCUUCAAGGACAUGAACAUAAAAACUAACAAGAAAACGGUAUGGGAUUUGAAUAAGCCCACCUUCCUUUCAUGUCUCACUAAUAGAAUGGUAGCAUAAUAGACAAUACUAACUUUUUCCUAUUCAAGUAGUAAUCUAUUCCUUAAAAUAAUCCUACCUCCUCUCAAGGUUAAUAAGCUCCUACUCAAUUUGAUAGCAGUCAACUCUCUGCCAAAAUGAAGAGAAUUAUGAAAAGAGAAAAGGCUAAAUCUCGCAGAAAAAUGAAUCUUGAAUAAUAAUAGUAAACUGCAAACAGUCAAGAAACUUAAUUCAAGUCAUUCAUUCCAACUUUGGUACCUUCAGCUCCUUUAGUUCCUCAAUAAAAUACAGAAGAGGCUUCUACUUUCAAUAAGUCUACAGAAUUAUCUGGAUAACAAUAACAAAUUGAUAUGAGAAGCUGCUCCACAAGCUGUUCUAGCAAUACUGCAUAAUUCGAAGUAAAGUUAGAAUCUUCAAGCUCUGCUGGAAAUCAAGCUUCUGCUAAUGGAAUUAAUCCAGCUCAUUUACUCGAACAAAAGCUGAAAAAAAGCUCAAGUUCUUCCUUAAGUCACGAAGAUCUCUAAUUAAAGGCUCUUCAAUAAUGCUAAGGAAGCAUGGAUCAAAAGUAAUAAAAGAAAGUAAUGUAAAUGAUUCGUAACAGAAUAUCUGCUUAGAACUCUCGUGAUCGUAAGAAAGCCUACAUUUCUAAGCUUGAGCAAGAUAAGGAAGAUUUCUUACUCGAAAGUAUUGAAUUGAGAUAGUAGUUAAAUGAAUCUCAAAAAGAAGUUGCCAAUGAAAAGAACAAAAAUGAACUUCUCUAAAAGGAAAUCUAAGAAUUAAAAAGAAAGCUCUAAAGCUAGUGCAAAUGUUUCAACACCAAUCCCGAUAAAAUCGAAUCAGCAUAAAUGAACUAAACAGCUUUAAAUUAAAAAUACAGUAAUCAUCAUUCUCUCUAAAAGAACUAUGCUGCUUUCAGUGUUGCUUUCUUUGCUGUUUUAGGAGUAGUACUUAUCUUCAAUAUCAAACCCAGUAAAAAUGAACAAGCCAUAAUAAAUUAAAGUUCCUAAAUGAUGAAAAUGUUAGAUGAUUUAUAAAAAUCAACCUAAGAUUUCUAAAAGAUGAGUUAAAUGAGAAAUGAAAAAGAUGAAGUUGCUGUUGUUGGAAGUGCCAUUUUAAAUGAAAAAAUGUAUUAAAAGAGUGAUUCGAAAGGAGAAAUCGGUCUGAACAUCGAAAAAGAGCUUAAUAAUUAAGCUAUGGAAGAAGAAGUACCUUUAUAAGGUGAAGAAACCCCCUAAAUAAACUUAAAUAUGCUGACAAAAUCAGAUCAAAUACAAAAGGGCUAAUGGAUUCAAUUUAUGGUCCCUAAAUAAGAAAAUAGCUUAAGGGAUGAUGUUAGCAGAGAUAGCGCUGAAACAGACGUUACUCAUACCAAUAACAAUUAAAAAUAUUUGCAAGUUUGGGCUUAAAUUAAAUCAGUCAACGAAUUCGAAUAAAUCGUUUGA
Tetrahymena thermophila SB210 is the source of this 1755-nucleotide messenger RNA. Its product is annotated as BZIP transcription factor family protein. Gene Ontology annotation, biological process: positive regulation of transcription by RNA polymerase II. The transcript is spliced from 6 exons. The record is from RefSeq and is a predicted model, not a curated record. Lineage: Eukaryota; Ciliophora; Oligohymenophorea; Hymenostomatida; Tetrahymenidae. Gene Ontology annotation, molecular function: DNA-binding transcription factor activity, RNA polymerase II-specific.